This is a messenger RNA of Maudiozyma barnettii, 2232 nucleotides long. RefSeq names its product nucleoporin NUP2 (gene NUP2). Gene Ontology annotation, molecular function: GTPase activator activity; structural constituent of nuclear pore. NCBI's taxonomy places the organism in Eukaryota, Fungi, Ascomycota, Saccharomycetes, Saccharomycetales, Saccharomycetaceae. Gene Ontology annotation, biological process: protein import into nucleus; protein export from nucleus. The transcript has a single exon. Bases 1 to 2232 code for a protein of 743 amino acids. Gene Ontology annotation, cellular component: nuclear pore; cytoplasm. The record is from RefSeq and is a predicted model, not a curated record.
AUGGCUAAAAGAAUUGCUGAUGAUCAAAUGACAAGAGAAGAGUUCGAGGGACAUGGUUCUGAAGAUGAAUCAAAUUCUCAAAUACAGAACACUGCUAAAGCUUCUGCAGAAGUUAUGAGUAAGAGAAAAAUUGCAAUGCCGAAAAGAAAGAUGGCCUUCACCAAUAAGACUAACGCCUCUACAUCCGAAGCUUCUUUUGCUAACGCUUUUAGUUUUGCCAAGAAACCUGAAACUAACGAUUCCAACGAAAAGGGUGCCAAGUUAAAGGCCUUGAAUUCACAAUUCAGCAAGAAAAUUAUUGAUACUAUAAGUAUUGACCCAUUUGUUAACUUAUCCACACUUUUUAGCAAGUAUGAAACCUACGUUAAUACGAUAAAUGGUGUGGCACCUACAAGCAUUUUUAAAACAGCUCCAAUUGUUACUGAGAAGCCAGUUGUACCAGAAAAACCCACAGCUACUAUGCCUUCUAUUGGACUUCAAAAUUCCAAAAAGGAAUCCGAAAGCGAAGAGUCUUCCUCGGAUGAAGAAGUAGAGACAAAAAUUGAAGGUCCAUCCUUUACUAUAUCAUCAAAUCCUAUAAAAUCUGAUUCUGUAUUUUCAUUUAAUAAGAAGAAAGUAGAAAAACCAAAAGAUGACUCAGAUAGUGAAAGUGAUAUCGAGAUUAAAGGCCCAGAGUUCAAAAUUUCAGGUACUAUCAAAUCAGAUGUCUUUAAAUUUAAUAACAAUGCAGCAGCAACAUCAAUAUCAGAUUCCCCUAAACCAGCAAUUGGUUUCUCAAAUAAUAAUUCAGCUCCAGCAGCAUCCCAAGAUGUUGUAAGUGAAACAAAAGAGGAUUCUAAAAAACUUCCAUCAUUUACUUUUGGAAGUACGGUUGCUCCAAAAUCCGAAGAAAAAUCCGAAAAUACAGGUGCAAAGUUGUCUUUUGGACUAGGUGCUGACGCUGCCAAAAAACCUACUAAUCAGGCGUUUAAUUUUGGUACUAAUAACGUUUCAACUCAAUCCAAUGGUCCUUCUAUAUUUGGAAAUCAUCCAAAGGCCAAUGAGACAACGGGAAAUACUACAGUUCCAAGUUUUACAUUUGGUGCUAAACCAAUACCUGUCGAAGACAAUAAAGAAUCAACUGACAAACCUGGAAUUACGUUUGGUGUCAAUCCAAUUGCAACCAAAGACACAGGAACCAAUACCCCAUCAUUUUCAUUUGGUACAAAGGUAUUAACCCCAGAGGCAACACAACAACCCAAAGAGAACCCAACUAAACCUGUUUUUAACUUUGGUGCCACUCAAGUGACAGAAAAUACUUCUAAGCCAGGCUUCGCAUUUGGUCUGAAUAACUCUAUUGAUAAUAAGAAUGACGCAAAUGUGACUAAGUCCACUUUCCAGUUUAGUGCCCCAAAUCCUGAAAAGCCUACCUUAAAUUUUGGUACAACCACAUCUACACAGUCUGAAGCAAAGGUGACGAAUGAAAACGACAAACCUAAAUUUAAUUUUUCUGUAUCGAGCACACAAUCCAAAGUAGAAGAGGAUGCCACUAAAAGUGAUAACUCUGUAAAUGCACCAUCGUUUUCAUUUGGAGCCUCUAAAACAACUACUGCUCCAUCUUUCUCGUUUGGUAAAACAACACAAUCCAAUCCCUUUGCUCCAACCUCAACGUCUACCUCAGAUAAUAAGAGCGCAGUUCCAUCUGGUGGAUUUAAGUUCAGUCUACCAUUUGAACAAAAUAAUACUUCAGAUGAGAAGAAAAAUACUGACGAAUUGGUCGCAGCAACCUCAAAGAACUCCCAAAAUACAGAGAAUAAUGAAAAAUAUUCUCCAGAUUUGAACACAACAGAAGGCGAAAAGGAUAGUGAUGAUACUGCAAUCUCCAUGCAGAAUGGUGAAGAGGAUGAAAAUUCAGUCUUUUCGCAGAGGGCUAAAUUGAUGGUCUUCAAUGCUGAGACAAAGGCCUACGAUUCACGUGGUGUUGGUGAAAUGAAAGUUCUUCAAAAGAAAGAUGAGAAAUCUAAGAGUAGACUCUUGUGUAGAUCUGAUGGGAUGGGUAAUGUGUUAUUAAAUACCAAUAUUGUUAAAUCUUUUCAAUAUGUUCCUCUAACAGCUGAUAAUGAGAAUUUGGUGAAAACACCAGUAGUUGAUGCUGACGGAAAGUUAACAACGUAUAUUGUUAAAUUUAAGAUGAAGGCAGACGGGCGUGCAUUUAUUAAAGCCAUUUCAGAUUGUCAAAAGGAUCUUGAAUAG